AUGGAUGAUAUUUGGAGUGUUGAGGUGUGGGAUAAAGUGCAACUAUUCUUUCCGGACAAUGGUCAAGGAAGUAGAGUAAUGAUAACCACUAGGCUAUCAAACAUUGUUUUUCAGUUGAUUGGCUCUCAUGGCCUCGUGAUGGAUCUCUUAGAUGUUGAUAAAAGUUGGGAUCUACUGUACGGAAGUAUAUUUGGAAAAGAAGAAGAUUGCCCUGUUGAAUUGGAGGAAAUAGGAAAGAAGAUUGCCAAAAAUUGCAAGGGGCUUCCUUUGUCAAUCGUUGUGAUUGGAGGACUUCUAGCGAAGGGCAAGAGCUUGGAAGUGGUUUCAAGAGAGUAUUUGAAGGACCUUUGUGACAGAAAUCUCAUUAGAGCUCAUCAAAGGGGUACGAAUGGGGGGAUAAAGUUCUGCACGAUCCAUGAUCUCGUGAGGGAACUAUGCUUAAGGGAAGCUGAGAAAGAGAAGUUCCUCUAUGUCAGAAGACAACAUGACCUCAACAAUCCACAAGGCAUUAUAAAUACCCAACGCCGCAUUUGUAUUCAUCAUAGCACAACACAGAAGAAAUAUCUCCCUGCAGCUCUUCAUGCAUUGCAAUAUGUGCCCCUUGCCCGUUCUUUGUUUUUCAAAUUUGAAGGAGUUCUACCAUCACUUGAUCAUUGUAGAUUGUUGAGGAUUCUGAGAGCAGUUGAUACAUAUUUAAAUUUUGAUGGACAAAACAUACAUUGUAUGUAUACCCUAGAAGAUGUUUUUCAGCUAGUUAACUCCUGGUACCUUGCUGUUGAAGAUUUUCGGGAUGAAAAUCUCUGCAAGUUUCCAUCUUCAGUGUAUCUCCUUUGGAAUCUACAGGCUCUAAUUGUAGAGAGUCUGGUUGGCGUCGUUGUUGCGCCCUCUGAAAUAUGGAAGAUGACUCAACUUAGGCAUGUUCAGUUCUCUAGUGGACUUGAAAUGCACGAUCCUCCUCUUGGUCGGCAAGAUGACGAGUUUGUUUUGGGGAACCUACAGACGCUCUCACUAAUAUUAAAUUUCAAAUGUGGAGAAGAGGUGAGAAACUCGAAUCCUUUACCUGCUACUUUGAUAGCUGGAGUAAGCCAAACCGGAAUGAUAUGCUGCAGAAUUUCAUCAUCCCCAAUUCCAUCUAGAAGUUGA
This is a messenger RNA of Erythranthe guttata (spotted monkey flower), 1143 nucleotides long. The record is from RefSeq and is a predicted model, not a curated record. Lineage: Eukaryota; Viridiplantae; Streptophyta; Magnoliopsida; Lamiales; Phrymaceae.